Molecule: messenger RNA, 4618 nt
Organism: Chrysoperla carnea
Lineage: Eukaryota; Metazoa; Arthropoda; Insecta; Neuroptera; Chrysopidae
Gene: wake
Exons: 11
Coding region: 125-4534 (1469 amino acids)
Biological process (GO): regulation of establishment of bipolar cell polarity; establishment of mitotic spindle orientation; signal transduction
Cellular component (GO): spindle
Molecular function (GO): protein binding
Source: RefSeq, a predicted model, not a curated record
GUGUUUACAAAAUAGAUAAAUUACCAUCAUGUUCUCAAUAAAAUGCAAAUAAAAGCUAUAUUUCCCAAAAAGAAAAACUUUACUAACGAAGAAAGCUUUUUAAUUACAUUCCACAUAAACAAGUAUGGUGAAAGUGCGUAAAACUCCUGCCAAAAAUACGAAACCAAAGAAAACAAAUAUGGAAACAAUUGAACGUAGAUUAAGUAAUCAAAAUACGGGUAUGAUACAAAAUAGUUUACGGCGAACAAGGUCGUUUCGAGUAUCACUCAAACAUAUUGGUAACAAAUGGUUAACAACAAAAAUUCCCGGUGAAAAUAAAAAAUUAAUGGACAAAAGUUUAUCCACAUCAGAUAUACGUAUCGAUGAGGAAAAUUUAAUAAAAAAUAAAACCAAACCAUUUCUAAGUCCACAAAAAGAUUAUUAUUACUCAACGUUAAAUAAAAAAGCGUCAUCCGAUUUUGUAAGAGCAAAUAAUCGUCAUACAGUACCUGAUUCAACUACCACUCACAAAAGUAAACACAACUUUAAAUUAGACUUUUUAACAAUGAAAUCACAAAAAAAUGUAAUUAGUGAACCACCAUUAGUUGUACCACGAAAAGCUGCCGCGAUUCUACAAAUACCAGUUGUAACGGAAUCAGUGACGGAAAAUAAAGAAAAUUGUGAUUUAAAAAUGACCAAAAUCGAACAGAAUAAUAAUAAUAAUAAUAAUCGUUUAUCACAAUACAUUUCAUCAACAGAUAAUUUAUCGUGCAAUAUUAAGGAUAAACCGUUUAGUCGGUAUGAUGGAUUUAUACGGAGUUCAAUGCGGAUUAGUUCGAAAGCACGACCGAAAAGUAUUAUGUGGAAUUCAUCGUUUUCAUCUACAAGUCAAUUGCCCACAAUCAGCAGCUCUGAAUUAUUAGUUGAUGGUAUGGAUUAUUUAACAACAAAUACAGCACAACCUAUAUGUACGAUACCUGCAUCAGUGUAUCCAACAGCAUUUACUGGUUCAAAACAUACUAAAAAACAAGCGAAACAAAUGCAACAACGUCUUGAAAAAAUUGCUAAAAUAAAUAUACAUUUAAGGGCAUUAUUCGCAGCUGUUGAACAUGGUCAUUUGGAGAAGGCAAGAACCAUUUUAGAAUCAACAGAUGUCGAUGUAAAUAGUGUUAAUGGCGAUGGAUUAUCACCAUUAGACGUUGCGGUGCUUAGUAAUAAUCGAUCCCUUACCAAGAUGCUAGUCAGCUUUGGUGCUCGUGAAGGAAACCAAUUUUCAAAUUCAGAGACAUUAAACAACCAUUUAAAUGGAUUAUUAUCAGAAGCCGAAUUACGUUUACAAGAAUUAGGUGUAAAUGCAAAUGAUAUUCCAGCAGGACCACGUGCAUCUUUCUCAAGUAUUAUGAGUAGUGCAUAUCCCUCAUCGGCAAUGACUGGUUGUACCGGUGGGGGUGAUACAGAUAAACAAGCUAGUCUAUGGGGUCGUCGUGCACGUGGUCUGCAAAGACUUGUCUUAGGUUUAAGUCAAACUCGACCGCCGGAUCCACCACAGUCAGUGACACUAGAUAUUACUGGGACAUCUACGGUAGCAAUUUCAUUUAAAGAACCAUCAAAUCAAGAAAGUUCUCUUACUACUAAAUUCAAAGUGCAAUGGGCAACAAGACCCGAUUUUUCAUUGAUAUGUGGUGAACGAGAAAUAGUCGAUUUACAAAAUUUAACAUGUUAUAUAACCGAUUUAAAUCCAGGUGUACGAUUUUAUUUUCGAGUGGCUUGUGGAAAUUUGAAAGGAUAUGGAACUUAUAAAAUGUCGACUCCAAGCUCAUGUAUACCCUCAAGUUGGCGAGAAGUAGACAGUCGGGGUACGCGUUUCUCAGGACGAUUAAGAAUGCUAGACGAUUUAUUUAGUGAAGUAAAAUUGGCACGACCUCUUAAUACAUGUGAAUUGCCGUCACUUGAUUCAACGGUUGUUCAAAAUCGAAGAAUUCAGAAAAAGAAAACUACCAUUAAACAAUUAUUCACAGCCGCUAGUAAAUUUCAAAAACAUCUUCGAAGGGGUAUAUUCUUAGCAUGUAUUUUGUACCAUGAAGAUAAAGUACUCGUUACAAAUGAAGAUUUUCUACCUGUCAUUGAAAUCGACGAAACAUAUCCCAGUUGCAUAAACACCGAUUACCAUUGGUUAAUGAAAGUAGCAUGCACCUGGGAUGAUGUAAAAUCAUUACGCACAGACAUGGAGAAAAAUACAUCAUCAGCCGUCCAUUUUAGAACAAAAUUACUUACAGCCGCAUAUCAAAUGCAAUCGGCAUUAUGUAUUCAAGAUUUAGGACAAUUAUUUCAUAAACCGUUAAAGGAUUCACAAGGCACUAUUGUUAUAUCAACAAUCAACUAUGUUAAAUCACCAAAAUCAAUAUCAGUGCUGAAUUCAAGAUGGCUUCCAUUAAAUAAAGUGCACAAGAAAUUAAAUGUCCUAAGUGAAGAGCAUAAUGUUGGUGAAAUUCUUAUGGGAUCAAUACAAGAUCAAAUUACGUAUCAUCAAGUAUCAAAUGUGAAAUUAUCGAAAGGCUUAUAUUUAGGUUACUUAAAAAUGCAAAGUUCGGUGGAAUUGAUACAAGUUGUUGUUCCUGCAAAAACGCCUAAUGUUCUACCGCAUUGUAAAAUACGAGAGAAUCCACAUGUUACUGCUGAAGAAUGGCAUUAUUUAAAAAAUUAUCAUAACCACCGAGUAUUACAUAAAACAGCAUCGGAUCCAACUCCUUUCAUCGAAGGAACAUCCAACGAACAACAAAGAACAUUCUUAGAACAAAUUCGAACAGCAAUUAAACGAUUAUUUAAUUAUAUGGAUCUAACUAUGGAACAUGCUCUCACACACCGUUUAUACGAUUACGAAGUUGUUGAGUUAACUAAUGACGUUAGUUUUAUAAUUGUCUGUCCUUCGGCGGAAAUGGCUUGUAGUGUUCCAGGUCAAAAGGAGUUAUUACUUCAACGUGGCGAUUUACUCAGUUUACCAAUCCAAGCAUUCGAAAUGAUACAUUUAAAUACUUAUCAAAAUAAUAUCAUACAAAGAUAUUCUCGACUUAGUUGCGUUCUAGAAUUAGAUAAUAUUUUAGCAAAUCAUUUAUUACGUGAAGCGUUUUCGACCAGUGAAUUAUCCGUUGCAAAAGAACGUCUUUCAAAAUUAUCUGAAUUACAAAUUAAAUUAAAUAAUAUAUGGAAAACAGUUCGAUGGUUAAUGGAUGCAAUCUCAUUUGCUCGUGAACGAGGUUCAAGUAAUGGAAUUUUACUGCGACAAAUUUUAGAUAUUCAAGAUACCGAUACCUGUGAUAGCUCUAAAUUAAAUACGAAUAGUUUAAAACGAACUCUAUUACAAAUACCACCUAGAGAUCCAAAACUAGUGAAAAGUUCAACCAGCCGUGGUUCGUGGCCGGGUCCAGGUGCAAAUACAAGUAGUAAUGGGUGUUUAUUAAACGCUGAAUUUAGUAAAAGUGAACAACAUUUAAGUAUAGCUCCGCAUGAUAAUAGUUUAAAUCUAAGUUCCCACUACUUAAGUGCAAAUAGUGACAACGAAACAAGUCGAAAAAGUAGUCUCGAAAGUUAUAAACAUAGUGAUAAUGGUGAUUAUGAUUUACCGUCUCAUCGGUUACCACCUUCGCGAAGUGAAGAUACACUAUUUACAGCAAGUAAUAAAUCAUUUCAUAAUCGUGGACGAAGUAAAUCGUCAACGAUUAUGACGAGUGUCUCGGCAAGUACAAGUCCUCUAUUACAAAUUAACGCAAAGCCAAUGUACUCGGGAAGUUUAUUAAGUGUUAACACUGCACAUACAACGAAUACAUCAGAUUCGAUGCAUAGUUUAAGUUCUGAUUCAGAAGGGAAUUCAUGUCCGAUUCCGUUAAGUUCGAGUACACCUCGAAAAAUAAAAAAACAUUGUAAUAAACAUGUAAUUCCUUCGAUAAGUAUGUUAAAUGUUAAAGCGAACAUUGAACCUAGAAUUAAAGUUGAUAAUGUUUUAACAAAUAACGUUGAAAGUAAUUUCAUUCCAUCGUAUUCUAACUUAGAAAUAACGUCUUCGAAAAGUUUAACUAAUAUUCGUUCUGAAGUUGAUGGUGAAACAAAAUUAUUUACAAAACCAACAAAUCCAUCAAAAAAUGAAAAAUACUUUAAAGUACCGACCAAAGUUGACAGCGCUACAAGUUCAACAAGCGAUGCUUCCCAACCUGGAAUACUUCAAGUAUUCGCUGCAUAUGAAACGGGUUUAGCAAGCGGAACAAGUUUAAAAUUGUAUGUCACACCGAAAACAACAGCUCGUGAAGUUGUCGAUUUAGUUGUAAAACAAUUAAAUAUGGCGGUCGUUCUAAAAGGAAAAGAUGGUCCAAUUUACAAUGCGGAUAAAUUAAAAAAUUUUUGUCUAGUUGCUGUAAUUGGUGCAAGAGAACGUUGUUUACGUGAUGAUUUUAAACCAUUACAAUUACAAAAUCCAUGGAAAAAAGGACGUUUAUAUGUUCGACAAAAACAAGAUGUUUUAGCGGCAUUAGAACAUUCUAGUAAACAUUCAGCAAUUUUGUGAGGACACGCUAACAUUCCGCGAUAUAAGUUUAUUAUUUAUUUGUAUAGAUUAUCAAUUCUAUUGAUGAUAUUAAAAAAACUAUGA